AUGGCGCCCCCCUACAACCACGAGACCAGGGCCAGUGAGCUUGUCCGCCACUACGCCCCUCAAAUCGCCGGAAAGAUUAUCCUCAUCACUGGCGUCUCCCCGGGAAGCCUCGGCGAAAGCUUCGUAAAGCAAGUCGCCGCAGCACACCCGGCGGUUUUCAUCCUCGCCGGCCGCUCAAUUCCCAAGAUGCAGGGUCUUGUCGACGAUCUUAGCAACACACACCCAAGCAUCAAGGUCAAGCCCCUCGCCCUGAGCCUUCUCUCAUUUGCCGACGUCCGGAAAGCGGCAGAGACCGUCAACUCCUGGACUGACGUGCCUCACAUCGACGUCCUGGUCAACAACGCCGGAAUUAUGGCUGUGCCGUACAAACAGACCGAGGAUGGUUUCGAGAGCCAAUUCCAAACAAACCAUCUCAGCCACUUCCUCUUCACCAAUCUCCUCAUGGGGAAGAUCCUGGCCUCGAAGACUCCGCGCGUCGUGACGGUCUCUAGCGGUGUGCACCGCGUUGGCCGUAUCCGCUGGUCAGACCACAACUUCAACGAGGGCAAGCACUACCAGCGGUGGCUGGCGUACGGCCAGUCAAAGACGGCCAACGCCCUAAUGGGUCUUUCGCUUACCAAGAAGCUCGGCUCCCGCGGUCUCCUCUCCUUUCCGAUGUGCCCGGGGGUCAGUUUCACGAACCUCGCGACGCAUGGAAGCGAUGACCUGGCUUCUUUCUCUGCGGACCUCUCGGAGAUGGAUAACUUGUAUGGAAAUAAGUGGUUGUGGGGCAUGGAGGAGAUGAAGAUCAAGGACUUGGACCAGGGCGCUGCGACGCAUGUUUUUGCUGCGUUUGAUACUGUUAUUGCAGAACACAACGGUGCCUUCUUGAGUGAUUGCCAUGUUGCCGACCCGGAUCUGGAAGAAGUGUACUCCUGGGCAACGACAAUUUCCAGCUGA
This is a messenger RNA of Aspergillus viridinutans, 939 nucleotides long. RefSeq names its product oxidoreductase, short-chain dehydrogenase/reductase family. The transcript has a single exon. The record is from RefSeq and is a predicted model, not a curated record. NCBI's taxonomy places the organism in Eukaryota, Fungi, Ascomycota, Eurotiomycetes, Eurotiales, Aspergillaceae. The coding region runs from base 1 to 939 and encodes 312 amino acids.